This is a messenger RNA of Benincasa hispida (wax gourd), 1448 nucleotides long. Its product is annotated as organic solute transporter ostalpha protein (DUF300). The record is from RefSeq and is a predicted model, not a curated record. Lineage: Eukaryota; Viridiplantae; Streptophyta; Magnoliopsida; Cucurbitales; Cucurbitaceae.
GCCAGACUGCUGCAGUGGCAGUUAUCGAUAUUCUCUCUCCCAGUGAUUGUAGACUUGUAGUUGCAGAAUUUGAAGUGCGAUAACCGAAAACCAGAACAGAGAGUGGUUGCAGAGUCUGGCCGAAACUUCCUUGUUAGUCCUUUUCUCUUCUCCUUUACGUGAAUAAAUUACGACGUGCAACAUGAAGACAUCAAUUUCUAUCACACCGCAGCAAGACAUAUAUGAAGAUCUCUAUCAACCAGCACUUAUUAUCGCAGCAUGCUUUGCGGUUGUCGCUCUGGUGCUCUCCCUUUUCCUCAUUCUACAGCAUCUCAAAUCUUACUCCAAUCCAUCGGAACAAAAGUGGAUUGUUGCGGUUCUUUUUAUGGUUCCUGUUUAUGCCACCGAGUCGAUUAUAUCAUUAUGGAAUCCCAGAUUUUCCCUUGCAUGUGACAUCUUAAGGAACUGCUACGAAGCCUUCGCCUUGUAUUCUUUUGGAAGUUAUUUGAUUGCUUGUCUUGGUGGUGAGAGAAGAGUGGUUGAACUACUUGAAAGUGAAUCAACAAUACAACUGGAUGAACCUCUAAUAGAAGGUGAAGAAAAGAGGUCAAGGCCUCAAAGAACAUUGUGGAACUUUCUCCUGAAACCGCGUGCUCUCGGAAAAGAUUUACUCACCAUAGAGAAGUUCGGUCUCGUUCAAUAUAUGAUUCUGAAGACGGCAUCCGCAUUCCUAGCAUUUAUAUUGGAGCUUUUUGGAGUGUAUGGUGAUGGAAAGUUCAAGUGGUUCUACGGGUAUCCAUACAUAGCGGUGGUACUUAACUUCAGUCAGAUGUGGGCACUCUAUUGUCUUGUCCAGUUUUAUAAUGUAACUCACGAGCAACUGAAACCAAUAAAGCCACUAGCAAAAUUCAUUAGCUUCAAAGCCAUAGUGUUUGCAACAUGGUGGCAAGGUGUAGGUAUUGCUCUAUUACGUGAACUUGGAGUUCUGCCAAAGGAGGGGAAACUAGAAACUGGACUGCAGGAUUUCUUAAUUUGCAUAGAAAUGGCCAUUGCAGCUGUAGCUCAUAUAUUUGUUUUCUCUGCUGAGCCUUAUCGUUACAUACCAGUUUCUGCGAGCGGAGUAACCAUAGAAACAGUCGAAGGGGCAGUUGAGGUGAAAGAAGGCAAAGAUGAUAAAAAACCGGCUCUGGUAGAAAGGACAGAAACCCAUGUGGAGGCCCCUGGGACAAGUGUCACCGAGAGUGUCCAGGACAUAGUUCUCGAAGGUGGUCAACGAGUUGUUAAGGAUGUCGUAUUGACCAUAAACCAAGCAAUAGGACCGGUGGAGAAAGGUGUAGCCAUGAUACAAGAGACCCUUCACCAACGAACGAUAGGUUCAGAUGAAGAAGAGUCGGAUGUAGAGGUUGAAGAAUACGUGGAAAAAACCCUUGCUGGAACUGAAGCCGUCUGAAACCUUUUUCCUUUUUAAU